UUAUCCAAACAGUGUCAAAACAUCAAUCUGUUAACCAUUUUCGUUCUUCCAUAUUAAUUUUCAUUAGUUUUACAAAAUGGCUGGCCGAAUGAUAAGAGUAAUCUCUGCGCAUGCAUCUCGAGAUCUGGAAAAGACUUAUGGUUUACGCACUGACACUGGCAAGCAAUUCACAUUCUGGAAGCGGCAGAUACGCAAACGUGAAGAACCAAAAUAUCAAUACGACGUCGAUAAUCAAUGGAGCCAACAACACUGCUUCUACUUUUUCUUUGCCCUGCUCGGAAAUGGCUUUGAUACAAUGCCGCACACAAUGCGCUUUGCGUUGAAAACCUCUGGUGGUCUAUUCGUUGUCUAUGACUUUUUCUUCUCACUUUUAAUCACAUUUCCACUCUUAUACACGGAAAUGUUCCUAGGCAAAUACAGCAAUUUGACCAACAGUCAAAUGUUCCGUAUGAUGCCAAUAUCUUUCGGCGUUUGUGUCCUGACGUUACUUCAAGAUAUGCUCUACGCAUCAAUGAGUUCACCAUCAAUUGCAAUGUCGCUCAUGGCAACAUUUGAUCAUUUAUUGAAAUCAACCUGGACUUGCCCCCCUGGUGAUCCCAUUUGUUAUGAUUAUAAAGUUGAGGGACCACUGGGUCCAAAUUGUACCAGAAUCAAUAUGGUGCUUGAUUGCAACGGGAAAAAACGAUUAAUAGUCAGCAUGCAUCAUUAUUGGUCGAAUUAUCAAGACAGGCACGACUUUCAAGCGAAUUGGUCACUAAUACUCGUCACGCUCAUCACAUGGAUGUUUAUUACAAUAAUUGUAAACCUCAAAAUGAAGUUCCUGGAAUUGCUGUUGAAGAUAUUAGUGAUUCUGAAUGUGAUUUUACACAUGGUGCUGUUCUUACUUGCAAUUACAAGCUUAGGUGCAAGCAGAGCAUUAUUCAACAUGUAUGAUUUUAAGAUACGAUCGAUAACAGUGUAUUCUGUAAUAUUAUCCGCAUUUCUAAUGCCAGUGAAACACAACACACUCUAUGGAGGCGGUUACAUGACAUAUGCUGCAAGCAUUAAUUACAAAUCUAAAUUUGGGCUAACCACAAACAGUCUUCUUCUUUUGUGUGCAAAUUAUACUUUGAAUCUGUAUUAUAUGAUAAUUUUUCAUGCAAUUAUUGGUGUUCUGGGAGAAGCUACUGGCGUCAACUACAAAGAAAUAUUUUUUCCAUUUGUAGGAAUGUACUACUCUCUCGUAUCGGAGUUUCUGCGAUUAAUGAACUGUCCUCAUGUGUUUAUAUCAAUAUAUCACUUGUCUAACUGGCUUCUAGAAUGUACAAAACUUACAAUUAUAAUUCGUAUGCAUAUAAACGGAUUGUACGACUUUUUUCCGACGAUUGUUCAGUUUAAAAUUCAUACAAGAAUUGCAUGGGUUGGCAUAUGCACAUUUAUAGGUCUUAUGGAUACAAUGGGGAUUUGUAUAAGAUUGAUUAAUGAAGUAAUGUGGAUGGCCAACUUGUACAUGAUGAGCGGUAUACAACUUUUUAUACGAAGUUUGCUGUUAUUUUAUGGCUAUGGAGUGGCGAGACUUAACGAUGAUAUUCAUUUCUUAAGUGGCUACAGACCGCUAAAAUUCUGGCGAUUUAUUUGGUACCUUUAUCCAUUUAUGCUCGCAUUUUUAUUACUGACAUUAGUAAUCAAUGGUUGGAAUAAUCAGGAAGAAAUUGAUUUCAUUGCAAAUGAUUUUCUAAGUCAUCCGAUAAUGGAUGGCUUUUGGUAUGUUUGCUGUGGUAUAAGCGCCCUCUGUAUUUUUGGUUUAUUUAUUACAUCAUUUCUUUACGUUGUUCUGCAAAUGCGUCAAUCAAUGAAAAUUACAUUGAUGACUCCAUUGUUUCAUUGGGGACCUAAAGACAGAGAACAACGAAUUGCACGUAAAGCAUUCACGCCUAGAGUGUCAAUUAGAUCACAAAAACCCAAGAAACAAAGGCAAAGAUUCCGAGAACAUUCUGUGCGGCAACAACAUGAAGUUGAAUUUGCACAAAAAAUAAAACGUGGAAGGCUUUUCGUUGAUAAGCAAUUCUUUGCUAAUCUUGGAGUAAGAAAGAGAUCAAAAAGUAAAGAGAUUAAAGGAAAACCACCGGUGAUUGUCAUACGACAAAAUGAAUUACAUCCAGAUGCAUAA
Messenger RNA from Dalotia coriaria, 2149 nucleotides. Its product is annotated as sodium-dependent noradrenaline transporter-like. The transcript is spliced from 7 exons. The coding region runs from base 77 to 2149 and encodes 690 amino acids. Gene Ontology annotation, biological process: sodium ion transmembrane transport. The record is from RefSeq and is a predicted model, not a curated record. NCBI's taxonomy places the organism in Eukaryota, Metazoa, Arthropoda, Insecta, Coleoptera, Staphylinidae. Gene Ontology annotation, cellular component: plasma membrane.